Messenger RNA from Effrenium voratum, 945 nucleotides. NCBI's taxonomy places the organism in Eukaryota, Dinophyceae, Suessiales, Symbiodiniaceae. The record is from the annotation of a GenBank genome assembly.
AUGGGCGAGGAGUUGCCAGCCUGGGUGCUGCCCUGCAUCGGCUCCUACCUGCGCACAGGGCAUUUGGUGAAUUGGUGGAUCUACCCAGAGGAGAGGCAGAAAGAUGUGGAGAAGCUAAAAGCAGGGGCCUUGGCUUCGCCGAGCCUGCGCCUGCGCGACGCCAAUGAGGUGCUGCCCCUCGCGGCGGCGCAGCGCUUCUUCUUCCGAGGCGACGCAGCGGGCCGGUGGCAAGGUUGGGCUCCCUUCAGUGACUGGUUCCGCUUUGAGGUGCUGUCGCGCUUUGGGGGUUGGUGGGUCGACGCAGACUCCGUGAGUUUGCGGAGCCUCCGCGGCCUGCAGGGCGACGCACUGCUCUGCGCCACGGAGCGGCACCGCCGGGACCGGCGCACCCUGGGUGCCGCGAAGCUGCAGGGCCGGACGUGGCAAAUGGCCCCCGUACGCCUCAAAGACUUCCACCGCUGGGUGGAGGAGGCACAGGGGGAGCUGUGCCUCGUGACCAACAACGUGCUCUUCGUGCCUCAAGUGGCGCGGCCCACGAUGCGAGAAAUGGCCCAGGAGAUGAGGGAGGCACUGGAAGGCUACGCCGCGCAGCGCGGCAGGCGGCUCUCGGGGCUGGAGGGCAUGCGGGUGCUGCAGCGCCAGGUGCGGCGGCUCAAAGCGAGCGCGGAGUCCAAAGGCGGAGCUGCGGUGGAGCUGCUGCACUGGAGCCUCUUCAACCCGGUGGAGGCCACGGAGGCCCGGCGAAUGUACCAGGUGCUGCAGGGCCAAGAACCUGUGGAGGCCUUCGCGGUGCAUUUCUUCCGGAAGGCCGAAAUGGUCAUCAAGGUGCGGCUCCUGGCGUCAGAGGGGCCCCCCGUCCCGAAGUCCAACCGAAUUGGUCGGGAGCGCCUGUGGCACCUGCUGCUGGGGAUGCUAUCCAAUUUCUCCGGGCUCCGGCAAGCUUAG